AUGAAACGAAUUGGUCCAGGGCAGGAUGGCCUUGCAACACUGCGUUCGGGUAUGUCGAGGCAAUCCUGUAAGUUCUCGCCGAUGCUCUGUGGCUGCGGCCCGAGGAGUGAUUGCCAAAAUGCGAGUUGGACUUCGGAAGCUGCCGGAUACAAGACAGGCAGCUUCAGCUUACUUCAUUUCAGGCUUCAUCUCGUUUUCAAGUGCACCACUACCAGCAAGCGCAUCUUCGAAGCAGCACUAACAACAGCAACAACAAUGAAAACGUUGCCGCGAGGUCUGUUUCGAGCCUUUCUUGAGCUGAAGUUGGCUCAACAGCAACGUCGGACUGAUGCGGCCAACAGUGCACCAGCCGAUCACUCUGAGACACAGCGAGACUUUCAGCAGAAACGAUCGAGGCAGCCGGUGAGAUAUGCCCCCGAUGUCUUCAGAGUCUUCGAUAUUUUGAAUGACAGAUUUAGAUAG
Molecule: messenger RNA, 462 nt
Organism: Gongylonema pulchrum
Lineage: Eukaryota; Metazoa; Nematoda; Chromadorea; Rhabditida; Gongylonematidae
Source: the annotation of a GenBank genome assembly